GCAGACUGCUGGAUAUCGCCUGGAAACCACAGCUUCAGCUCCAUGAUAUAGUUCUCGCCCAACAUUGGAUGACUAAAGAGGAAGAAGAUCUCUGCAACCAACAGAAAAACUUCAGAGUGGAACAGGAGGAUCCAGAGCCUUUGCAGAUUGGAGAGGAGCAGGAGGAACGAGAACCCCCACAGAUUAAAGAGGAAGAUGAACAAGAACUUCCACAGAUUAAAGCGGAGCAAGAAUGGCUCUGCAUUAGUCAAGAUGAAGAGCAGUUUGAUCUGAAGCAGGAGACUGAUACCUUGAUGGAGUUUCCUACUUAUGAGGGAAAUGAGAACAGUGAAGCAGAUCUGAACAAUCCGUGGAGUUUUAAUGGAACUGAUAGUCAAGAUGAACAAGGAAGUCAAUUUGAAGAAUUGCCAUCAAAGACAGAUGAAGAGACAAACUCACAGAACAGAGAUCAAAGAAAGACGAGAGACGAGGUCAAAAAUGUGGACAGCUCCCACAUGUCAGAAAGCCAGUGUGACCGUGGGGAAUGUGGCAAAAGUUUUGAAUCAGAUGAAAACAUGAGAAUCAAUACAGGAGAAAAGCACUGUUCUUGUCUACAGUGUGGCAUGAGAUUUAGUUGUGUAUUUAGUCUCAAAACACAUAUGAUAACUCACACAGGAGAAAGGCCUUUUUGUUGUAGAGAAUGUGAUAAAAGUUACACUGAUUUAGCUGGUCUCAAAAGACACAUGAGAAUUCACACAGGAGAAAAGCACUUAACUUGUAAAGAAUGUGAGCAAAGGUUUAGUAAAAUGUCUUAUCUCAAAGCACACAUGAUCAGUCACACAGGAGAAAAGCCUUUUUGUUGUGGGGAAUGUGAUAAAAGUUUUCUUGAUUUAGCAAGUCUCAAAAGACACAUGAGAAUUCACACAGGACAAAAGCAUUUUUGUUGUGGGGAAUGUGAUAAAAGUUUUACUGAUUUAGCUGGUCUCAAAAGACACAUGAGAACUCACACAGGAGAAAAGCCUUUUGCUUGUCAAGAAUGUGAUAAACGUUUUAGUGCAAUGUAUAAUCUCAAAACCCACAUGAGAACUCACACAGGAGAAAAGCCCUUUGCUUGUAAAAUAUGUCAUAAAAGUUUCAGUCGGGUAUUUCAUCUCAAAACACAUAUGAGAACUCACACAGGAAAAAAGUGUUUAUCUUCUAAAGAAAAAGGUUUAGUCGCAUAUUUCACAUGAGAACUUACACAGGACAAAAGCCUUUUUUCUUGUAAAGAUUGUGAUAAAUAAUUCAGUGAAAAUUCUCAACUUAAAUAAACAACAGGAGAUUGUCUUUUCAAUUCUAUUUAUAUAUCUCAAUAUCACAAAACAAUUGCUUAAUUGGGCUUCAUGCCAGUAAUUUUAAAGAAGCAGAGGUCUUUCAUAAAAUAUAAACAAUAGCUUAUUGGGAAAUUAAACAGACUAAAUAAAACUGGUUAUCCCUGCACUUAGACCCUGCCUCCCGGUAAGGAAAAACACCUUAAAGAAAACUUGAUUCAGGAAAAAAAUAAAAUAAAAUUGGCCCUACCUAUCAAUUUUAACUACACCUUCUAUUAGAAAAACCCUUUACGCCUCAAAAAUAUUUACCCCAACACACACACAAGCACAGGCCCACAUACAUUAUACAAAGAAGGUGUGAACUCUAAUCUUCUGCCCCCUACCCCAUCCCUGGCGAAGGGAACCAAGCACUCGGAAACGGCGGCCGUAUCUCUUGGAUAUGGUUCUGGCCUUUCCCCCUUGAGUGCUGGGUUUCUUCAAAACUCCAACAGGUUGGUUCGACCAUGUUCAAAACACUCUUCAGGGACCCCCACUUCUCUUGGACAUCCCUGUCCCGGGCGGGUAUGGGUGGGAUCCUGGAUGCUGCUUUGUGUAUUGUCACCGGGUACUCUCCGUCUUUUUCAUUCCAUCGUUCACUUCAGCAAAACAGAAACACUCACCUGAGCACAGGUGUCAGCUCACCUUUGCGCAAAUGGUAUGUGUGACAGAAUGAAAUGCUUUAUAUGUGUUGGUUUAUAUACAUAAAUAUGUGCUUGUGAACUGUAGUUGUAUUGUGUACAUGUUGACAAGUUUUGUAUGUGAAGACCUUUGGAGCCGCCAGGUAUGUUCUAAGAAAAUUCCAAUAAAAUGAAAGGUCUGAUAUC
This is a messenger RNA of Oryzias melastigma (Indian medaka), 2152 nucleotides long. Its product is annotated as gastrula zinc finger protein XlCGF17.1. Lineage: Eukaryota; Metazoa; Chordata; Actinopteri; Beloniformes; Adrianichthyidae. The record is from RefSeq and is a predicted model, not a curated record. Gene Ontology annotation, biological process: regulation of transcription by RNA polymerase II. The transcript is spliced from 2 exons. Gene Ontology annotation, molecular function: RNA polymerase II cis-regulatory region sequence-specific DNA binding; DNA-binding transcription factor activity. The coding region runs from base 69 to 1211 and encodes 380 amino acids.